Molecule: messenger RNA, 2258 nt
Organism: Pogona vitticeps (central bearded dragon)
Lineage: Eukaryota; Metazoa; Chordata; Lepidosauria; Squamata; Agamidae
Gene: GDA
Product: guanine deaminase
Biological process (GO): guanine catabolic process
Cellular component (GO): cytosol
Molecular function (GO): zinc ion binding; guanine deaminase activity
Source: RefSeq, a predicted model, not a curated record
CACGUUGCAUCUCCCGCACUGGAGACCCGUGGCGGCAAAGGUGAUGCGCGCGCUUCCUUCCCUCAGCCCGGGCGAAGCAGGGCCACCUGAGAGGUGAAGCUGCCCGCCGCGCACCCAGGAGCUGGCAGGGCUUUUCGUUUCCAUUCGCAAAUAACCUGAGCACAACUUCGCCCUAUUCCUCCUCUUCCUCCUCCUCCUCCGGCCAACCUUAAAUUCACCCCGUCGGUAGGGCUACCAAGCGUGGGUGCCGCUGGACAGAAGGCGCAAGAAGAGGCGGGCGACGAGAAGAAAGGACGAAGACGUCGCGAAAAACGAAGAGGGUGGGGAGUGUGCCAGGGCUUGGAGUAACCACACCCCGAAGGCGGAAAGUCUUCGGGUGGGGGAGGAGAGAUGGUGACAGGUGCUGUGGGAGCUGCUGUUGGCAUCGAAGGAGGACGGACUCUUGGGAACAGCCGCCGCCGCCGCCGCCUCCCACUGCCGGGUGUGCAGCCCCUUGCCCUGCAAAGGAGCUCCCGGGCAGCUGCCGGGGCCCGCCGUCCCUCGCGCCCGCUUCGCCCCGUCCAGCCAAGGAAGCGCGCGCGCAUCCCGGGACGAUGGGCUCCCCUCAGGCUUCGCCGCUGGCGCACCUCUUCAAAGGGACCUUCGCGCACGCCACCCCCUCCUCGCCCAUGGACCUUCUCCAAGGCCACCUAUUGGGGGUAGAGGAGAGCGGGAAGAUUGCAUUUUUAGAACCAGCUGAUAAACAAGAGAAAUUGGCACAGAAGUGGGGAUUCAAAGCAUCUGACAUACGAGAGCUGAGUAAUUAUGAAUUCUUCAUGCCAGGUUUGGUUGACGCACAUAUCCAUGCUCCACAGUACUCUUCUGCAGGAACACGACUAGACCUGCCUCUUUUGCAGUGGUUGAAGACAUAUACUUACCCAACAGAGAACAAAUUCAAAGAUAUUGACUUUGCUGAAGAAGUGUACACUAGAGCUGUGCGGCGAACACUCAAGAAUGGCACAACUACAGCCUGCUACUUUGCAACAAUUCACACAGAUGCCUCUUUGCUUCUUGCUGAUAUUAUAGAUAAAUUUGGCCAGAGAGCCUUUGUGGGUAAGGUUUGUAUGGAUCAGAACACGUGUUUUCCAGACUAUAAGGAGACCACUGAAGAAUCUGUCAAGGAAACCGAAAGGUUUGUUAAAGGAGUAUUGGGGAAAAAAUAUCCACGAGUACGUCCCAUAGUAACACCACGUUUUGGACCAGCCUGUACAGAGGAAUUACUUAGUAGCCUUGGUAACCUGGCAGAGACUCAUGAUAUUCAUGUGCAGAGCCACAUAAGUGAGAGUGAAGAAGAGAUCAAACUUGUGGAGAAAAUGUUUCCAUCGUAUCAACAUUAUACUGAAUUGUAUGAUAAAAAUAAACUUCUUACAAACAAGACCAUAAUGGCUCACGGCUGCUACCUUUCUGAUGAAGAGCUUAAUGUGUUAAAUCUUAGAGGAGCUGCCAUUGUACAUUGCCCUAAUUCAAACAUAUCUAUAUGUAGUGGGCUUUUUAAUGCAAAAAAGGUUCUCCAGCACCAUGUGAAACUUGGCCUUGGCACAGAUGUUGCUGGUGGCUAUUCAGCUUCCAUGCUUGAUGCUAUCAGAAAGGCAAUCAUGGUAUCUAACGUUCUUCACAUUACUCAACAACAUGAAGCUGGCUUAACUCUGAAGGAAGCUUUCCGGCUUGCAACGCUUGGAGGGAGCCAAGCUCUGGGACUAGAUACUGUGAUUGGAAACUUCGAGGUUGGCAAAGAAUUUGAUGCACUGCUUAUUAACACCAAAGCUUCAGACAGCCCUUUCGACUUGUUUGCUUCUGAUACUUGCGAGGACACUAUCCAGAAAUUUCUGUAUCUCGGUGAUGACAGGAAUAUUGAGGAAGUUUAUGUAGCUGGAAAACUGGUGGUUCCAUUUUCAAGUUCUGUAUAAAAUUAGACCUAUUGUCUGCAAAAUGCUCCGCUGGUAUAUAGCUUGAAAGAAGUGGGUGAAAAUGAGGUGCCUUGUUGUGAUGCUAUGUUCAUUUUGUUUAGCUUGCUUCUGCUUUGCAGAGAAAGAUUGUCAAUCUGAUCAGAUGCCAAAAGGGAAAAAAAGAUAUGUCAGAAACAUAUCAUACUUACACAAGACAAAGACAGCCCAGGCAAAAACAAGCUUGACUGUGGAAUGGCUACUUUGACAUACAGUGGUGCCUCGCUUAGCGAUUGCUCCGUUGAGCAAUGAAAUCACUUAGUGAUGGAGUUUUUG